Penicillium cinerascens is the source of this 531-nucleotide messenger RNA. RefSeq lists its product as uncharacterized. Gene Ontology annotation, cellular component: anaphase-promoting complex. Gene Ontology annotation, biological process: positive regulation of mitotic metaphase/anaphase transition. The coding region runs from base 1 to 531 and encodes 176 amino acids. The transcript has 2 exons. The record is from RefSeq and is a predicted model, not a curated record. Lineage: Eukaryota; Fungi; Ascomycota; Eurotiomycetes; Eurotiales; Aspergillaceae.
AUGAGCAAAGACUCUUCCGCAACCCAUCUACACAUGCACCAACCCAGGCUAGCAGACUUCUUCGAAGAAUUCACGCGCCCCCACACCUCCUCCGCCGCCACGGACAACCCCCAAGCCCUAAACCAAACAACAGGCUCAAACGCUAUAACCUACGGCUCAUCCUCACCCGCCUCAAUCCCCUCUUUCUUACCCAUCGAAGAUAUCUACGUCGCCCCGCAACACCAGCCUCCAAACCCAGAAGACGAAGAUGAUGUUGUGCCGGACCAGCAUGCUGCGUUUGGGAUUACGCGCGCUAUGGAGCGCAGACGGGAUGCUGUUUGGAGGGAUUUGGGCCUUGAGGCACUUGUGAGUGGACAGGGACAUGGUGGGAGUGCGAUGGCUGCUGCUGGCCCUAGUGUUGGGGCGGGGUCGGGGCCUGGGGCUACGCUUAGGGGAAGUGCGGGUGGUGCGGCUUCGGCAGCGGCGCCUGCUGUUCGGGUGAGGAGUGCUGGAAGGAAGAUGGGUGGACGUAGGGUUGUUUGUUUGCGCUAG